Molecule: messenger RNA, 195 nt
Organism: Colletotrichum truncatum
Lineage: Eukaryota; Fungi; Ascomycota; Sordariomycetes; Glomerellales; Glomerellaceae
Source: RefSeq, a predicted model, not a curated record
AUGCCAAUAUGCGGAUCUGCAAAAAUUAGCAGCUUCGUCCAAGGCAAUGGGCCAUUUGACCAACUUCGCCCGCAACAAAAACUUGCAUGGCGUUACAUUGUGGCGCUGACGAGUUCCCCAAUAACGGAGGGCAUAGGGGAAAUCACCGGCAGCGUUGCAUUCCUGGUUCCAGGGCAGACAAGGCUCUUGUUUUAA